GCCGUAGUCUGGCCCUCACCUCCGGCCUGGCUGCUGCAAAGCCGGCUGCCCGCAGCCUUGGGCUGCCCACUGCUCUGCUCCUUGGGUAAUUGCACCCACAGAGCCUCAUCCUGCUGGGCAAGGCACCUGGGCACCUGCCUGAUGGGCAGAGGGUGCCUGUGCAGAGCCAGGCUGGGAUCUGCCCCGUGCCGGUCCCAGCAGAGCUGUGCACCCAUGCAGGGGUGCGUGGAGCUGCCUGAGCAGCUUCACCCGGGGCAUCACAGAGGGGCUAUGUGGGACCAAGGGUCUCUGUGAAGUUGUCCCACAGAGCUUUGCCGGGGACAAGGCAGAGACCUGUUUGUUCUCUUGCAGAUGGAGUGCUCCGAGGAGCUGGAGAGCAGGCUCCUGACCCAGCCUUGGGCUUCUGUUUGCUUUGACGAGUCCACUUUUAUUGCCAAAGCUUGCUUUGGGGAUACAGGUUACAUGCUGCUGAUCUCCGACCUCAGUGGUGUCUGGUACGAGAGUGCUGACGCGGAGGCUGUGGGGCAAAGGUCCAAGGAGCUGAACAAGCGGCUGACGGCCCACGUCUCCUCGGUCUUGCAGCGCCUGCACGGCCUCCUGAGCCCCGCGCUAGCAGGGCAGCCGCACGCCGCCACCUCCUUCUCCUGCCAGCGCCCGGCCGGCGAGCUCAGCCUGCGCGUGAGGAGCGAGCUUUCGGGGCUGCCCUUCUACUGGGACUUCCGCUGCCGCCCCGCUCCCGUGGCGACGGUGUGCCGUCACCUUGUGCGUCCCCUGAUAGGGAUGAGCCUGGCUUUGCAGCACCAGGUGCAAGAGCUGACCUCCCUGCUGCUCCGAAAGGAUGCUGAGAUUGAAGACUACAGGGAGAGCGGGGCCACUCUGAGCAGAGAUCGCCUGAGAACAGAGCCCUUCCAGGAGGAGACAUUUCUGCAGAACUUCAUGGCUGAGAGCCUGCCCCAAAUCUGCAGUGCAGGAGAUGGACACGCAUUCACCUCCGCUCUGCGGCAACUCUACAUGGCAGUGACGCUGCAGGAGGCCAAGCAGGCUCGGAAACGACAUCACCCAGAGGACACUGAAGACCUGGCGCCUACUGCAGAAACCUCAGGGCACCCCGACCCGGCGCCCCAGUCGCCAGUGGACGAAACAGCAUCUUUGAGCAAGGAAGCCACGCCGACCUCCUCCCCUGUGCAGAAGCCCCGACUACCUGUGGCCAAGGCCAAGCCGAAGAAGGCAAAAGGGCUCUUCAGCUGAAAGGUUGCUGCUGCUGUCCUGAGGGUCUCUGUCCCACAGCACCUAAGAAAGGCUGUGUGGAUCACCACAUGUCCUAUGCCUCAUCUGCAUCUCCCUGUGGAUUCUUCUGGGGUCAUUCCCCACUGCCGAGGAGACAGAAUUUCUUGUCCACCUGUUUAUAUCUCAGGGAAUUCUUUGUGCUUCUGCCCAGAUGCAGAUCCCAGGCUGCCUAUGUGAAGCUCGUGCUGGACCUGGGGGUAGUGGGAGGGAUGCUGCCGUGUGUGUGCCCAGACAGAAACUGCAGGGCUCUGGUGGGGUGUUCCUUUGGCUGGAAGACAAAGUCCUGCCCUUUGCAAUAAAGGUCUGCGUCUGGGUGAUGUUCCUUCUCCCUCUGCUCUGCCCCUCCUCAGCCCAUGGUGCUGAGACAGGGGUGCAACCUCUGGUGCAGCAUAUUAUAGAUUCUCUCUGUAUUCAAAGUAUAAUUUCUACCCCCUCACACACCGUCCAUCCAUCCAUCCAUCCAUCCAUCCAUCCAUCCAUCCAUCCAUCCAUCCAUCCAUCUAUCCAUCCUUCCAUCCAUUCUUCCCUCCAUCCUUCCCUCCAUCUCUUCAUCAUCCAUUCCUCCUUCCAUCCAUUCUUUCCUUCAUCUUUCCUUGCAUCCCUCGAUCAUCCCUCCCUCCCUCCUUCCCUCCCUCUAUCCUUCAGUCCAUCCAUCCAUCCGUCCAUCCAUCCAUUCAUCCCUCCGUGUAUGCAUUAACCCUUCCUCUCCUCUCCCAGCUCUUGUCUCCACGUGCUUCCCUUUGAAGCUGGGAAGCCACUCCCAUACCCAAUCCAGCUCCUAAAAUAGCAGCAGGGUCCCGUGCCCCUGCCUGCCCCUGGCUCCCCAGGGCUGGGCUAGCCGCAGGCUCACUGCUUUCUCUCAAGGGCAGCAAGGGGGAAACAAAAACAUCCGGAGCAGCCCCUGUGUCUGUAGAAGGGGAAUGAAAGGGCCUUUGCAGGGCCAUGGCCGGCCAGUCCCAGGGCGAGAGGUUUUUAUACUUCCUCUCCAAGGGAGCAGCAUGCGGGGCAGAGUGGGUGAUGGGAAGGGGAAGCCAUGGAGUGGGGAUCGUGUGCCUAUACCCUUGUGUCCUGCCUUCUCCUGUCUGAGUACAACCCAGGAGCCUUUGGAACAGGAGCCUGUGGACUGUAGGGCAACGGGGGCUCUGGGGCUCUCUGGGCUUUCCCAACCACAUUGCUUUCUCCUGGGUGAAAGAGCUGGGGCUGUGCCCCAUCUCCAACAUGGGUCAGCACUGCUUGGAGGGCAUGAGCUGCAGGCAAGGACCUGCUGUUAAAACACAUCCUGUCCCAGGGCAUGGGAAGGAUGGGCUGCAGGAGCAGAGAUGAAAGCAGAUCAGAAUUGUCAGUGGGAAAAAGAGCUCUGCCAAUACCCCCAGCCCCAUGGCUCCAGAAUGGGCCAAGGUGCCUUCCCGGCCCAGGUUGACGCCAGCUGCGGGGAGUGUCACCUCGCAUUGUCCCAGCCUGGCCCGCUGGGGUCUCCUUCCCUGUCCCCACCCCCUCCUCCCUGGAGCCGGCUGGAUUUGAGCUUCCGACACACAUUAAAGGCCACAAGUUCGGCCUCGGCCUCCAUAAAUUUGAUUCCAUAAAUAUUAGUUUUCGCAGGGUUUAAUGAAGCCGUUAUGCCGGGCACGGCCCAGCACCCCGACCCGUGCCCUUAAUAAGGGCUCUGUGGCCUCGAUUAAAGGGACCUUUCAAUCGCUGUCAAGUAUUUUUAGAAAAGGAAAAGAAAAAAAAAAAAAAAGAGAGAGGAGAAGAAGACGACCAAGGCAGCGAAUAGGGAGAGGAAAAUCCCAAACCCAACCAGUGCAAAAAUAGAGAAAUAGCACCACCUAGACUGCAUCUCUCGGCUCCGCUGCCUGCUUGCUCUGCACUGUGCUCUGCUCCGGGCAGCCCUGCGGGGCCUGUUGCCAGCCCAGUGCCAGCCUGGUACCAGCUUGGUAUCCACAGGAUGCUGAUGGCUGGAGGCUGCAGUGCCAUUGGUUGAGGGGGUGAAGCCAGAGAGUGGAGGAAAGGGGGACUAGAGCAAGGUGAGGACACAGCCAGGAGGACUGUGUGGGGUUGGUCCUGAAAGUGCCUAAGAGUAGCUGGCGGCUGCAGGAGAUGCUGGAAGGUAAUUCCUCUCCAUGCCCCAGUGCUGCAGCUGCAAACGCCCUUUUCCACCAGUCUCUGGGCAGACAGCCCCCUACACUGGCUGCCCAGCCACACCUGGGGUCCUGCCCCAUGUGCCGGCAGGUAUACAGGCUGGCACUGGGAUAUGGAUGCUGUGGUCAGUGCUGAGCCCAGUUGAUGUCAGUCCCACUGGAAGAGGUUGUGGAGAGCUCAGCAGUGUCCCACCCCACUCCUGGGGUGCUUCCUGGUGGGCUGCUCUUCAUAUCCAGGCAGUGCUAAUGAGCAGGUAACUCUCCCAUGUCCCACUUCCCGUGCAGGAGUUGGGCCAUGCUGCAUAGACAUACAGCAGGCUCUGCAUCCAGGGGCAGAAGCCUGUCACUUCUUUCCGUGCCCAGAGCUGACGCAGGGUGCUGGGACCACUGGUGCCACAGUCACAACCAAAGUCAGUUCCCUGUUUGCAGCUCUGGGUCUCCAGGGGAUAUGGAUUUUGUUCCAGUGAGGGCAGAACCAGGCUGCUGCCAGUCUGGAGCUGGACAGGGGACAGGCACAUGUAAUACGCAUGCUGCAGAGUCUGGCUUUGGAUUAGAGAGGCAGGGAGCUGGGAUCGCCCCUCCAGCAGGAGUGCAGAGCAGCCUUCAACCUUAGCUCAGGCUCUGCUCCUCCUGUGCCUGCGAUGUAUGGUGAGCUGUGCCCUUCCUGCAGCCCCAGAGGAAGGCACAAGGAGAGAUGCUGUGACAGCUCUCUGCUCUUCCUGCUGACUCCUGUAGGAUGCUCUUCUGGAAGAGUCAACCGAGAUGUGCAAGUGUUAGGGCUGGGGACCGUAGGUAUUGCUUCUUGUUCCAUCACAUAUGGGAGCAGCAGGACACCACGCAUCCCAGGUUGUGGCAGGGCUUCGUGCAAGCUCUGACCCUGAUGCAGACACCUCUCGGCAACUUUGCUCUGCCUGUAUAUCCUGCAAAGGAAACAGUCCUCUGGAGCUGCUGGCUAGCAGCAUCCCAAACACACGGGUGCUGCUGGCUGCAUCCAAAUGCCUGGAUGGCUCUGUCUCCAUCACCCAGCGCAGACCUGCAGCUAUUCCAGCCUGGCCCUCCAGUGUGCCCACCCAAGGGAUGUGAGGGGCCAUCCCCGCCAAGGCGGUGUGUAUAGGGCCAUCCCAAGGCACUGCCUCACCUGGGAAGGACAUAGGAAACUUGCAGGGGUGCAAGCAGAGUGUGGCCGGACCCCUCCCCGGCAUGCAGCUGGGGGAGAACCAGGGGGGCCUCGCGAACCCUCGCUCCUGAAAUCAGGGUGUUGUAUUUACUUUCCCCUUUUGGCAGCUAGAAGGGGAAGCCCAUCCCAGCCCCUCAUUGUUGUCUCAGCGAGUUAAUCAGAUGCCAUAAUCCUGUUGUGGAAAUAUCGGGCCUCCCUGGAAACAAUGGGGAGCGAGAAUAUUGUGGUUAAAUUUCAA
Molecule: messenger RNA, 4840 nt
Organism: Lagopus muta (rock ptarmigan)
Lineage: Eukaryota; Metazoa; Chordata; Aves; Galliformes; Phasianidae
Gene: NHEJ1
Product: non-homologous end joining factor 1
Exons: 7
Coding region: 352-1248 (298 amino acids)
Biological process (GO): double-strand break repair via nonhomologous end joining
Cellular component (GO): nucleus; DNA ligase IV complex
Molecular function (GO): DNA end binding
Source: RefSeq, a predicted model, not a curated record